CCCUUGUUAACCACCAGAGCCCAGGUGCUACCCCCUGGGGGCCCAGCCUUCUAAUCAUGCAUCCAGACUGUGUAUCUAAGAGAACUGGCAUCAUCUUCUCAAUCCAUGGCUUCGUCCAAAACUCGUGCCACAUCCUACAAGUCCGCCGUCGACAGAGCCACUCACCUCGCUCGUGCACUCGACCACCCUCCAGACGGGACCAUGCCUGAUCCGGCAGAAUAUACCUUGAACCAGAACGGCAUUCCGCCUUACGAGUCAUUGCCUCUGCGCAAGUCCGACCCUUUCGUCGCUGCAUGGGGCUUGUACGGAAAAGACGAUGAGCUGGGUACACUGAACCGUCUCACUCCGGCGCGGGUCGUGGCUGCUGCCAGGGAGAUUCAGUCUGGAAACCGGGUCGGGCUAGACUGGGCCUUGAGCGGCAAUCUCAUUAGCAACAAGCCUUUCUACUCACGACAGGGUUUCAAGCUCGAUGUCGUCCGUCACCUGGCUGGGUGCGGUAACGAUGAUGUAUGGACGUUCAACCCCCAGGCCUCGACGCAGUGGGAUGGGCUUCGCCAUGUCGGGUUUGCCAAGGAGCAGCUCUUUUACAAUGGAGUCAAUAUGGAUCAGAUUCACGAGGCGGAUAGCAAGGGUCACAAGUCAACAGUUAAUGGUGUUCAUGCAUGGGCCAAGAAAGGCAUCGUAGGUCGUGGAGUUCUUGUAGAUUACCACAACUGGCGUAUCAAGAACCACAAAUGGCCCGACUUUGAUGCCUUCGGAACUUGCCGCAUCCCGGUGUCGGACCUUCAAGAAUGCCUGGCAGACCACGGCACAGAGAUUCAUUUUGGAGACAUUCUCUUUGUGCGUACCGGUUUCAUGCAUGCCAUGGCCAGCAAGACUGUCGAGGAGCUUAAGGACAUACAAAACCGUCGAUACGAGGAUGUCAAGUUUUGCGGUGUCGAUACCACAUCGGAGUUGCUCAAGUGGAUAUGGGAGAACUUCUCAGCUGUGGCUGGCGAUCAGCCUGCCUUUGAAGCCUGGCCUUUCAAAGGGCCCGAGUCUUUGCAUACGGCGUGUCUGGCGUCGUGGGGUUGUCCAAUAGGUGAGCUCUUCGACCUCGAGGCGCUUGCGCAGCAAUGUCAGGAGGAAAAUCGAUGGAGCUUUUUUCUCACCAGCGAGCCGUGUAAUGUACCCGGCGCCGUUGCAACCCCGCCGAAUGCACUCGCCAUCUUCUAGUGCACUGGUUGUUGAUUCAACCUCGCGCCUUUUUGAACACGAUUGAGGCUCAACUUAUCAUUCCCAGUGGCUUUUACGGAAUAGAGCCGUCUUGAUAUAUGCUAAGGUGCACUAUGCUAU
Microdochium trichocladiopsis is the source of this 1335-nucleotide messenger RNA. RefSeq lists its product as uncharacterized. The transcript is spliced from 2 exons. Gene Ontology annotation, molecular function: arylformamidase activity. The record is from RefSeq and is a predicted model, not a curated record. Lineage: Eukaryota; Fungi; Ascomycota; Sordariomycetes; Xylariales; Microdochiaceae. The coding region runs from base 106 to 1215 and encodes 369 amino acids.